UAUAAGAUACGAAACAUGAUAAAUAAAAGUGUAAUCGGUUCUGGCAGUUAGUGGGGCUACUAUUUCUAGGUCGUGCACGUACCGCCGUACCGCGGGACACCCAACAAGGGAGAGUGCUCCUUGAGGGUUACCGCAAGCUAAAAAAAGAAACGAAUUAGGUACGAGCGUAUGUCCAACAAGGGAGAGUGCUCCUUGAGGACUAUCGCAAGGUGGGAGACGUCCCGCAAGGCUAACUUGUCAGUUACCAAGUAAAAUGAAUGUUUUAUGAAAGAUAAUGGGAACUAUUAAAGUUUCAAGUUAUAAAUGAUGUUUUAUUAUAAUGCAUUUAUGAAAGUGUUUUACUAUAUUCUAUUCUCCCUGAUUGCAAAGUAAAUAAAAUGAAUUGAAAUGAGUUUACGCUGUUAGGGUAGUAUGUUACUGGGCCUCGGCUCACGAUAUUGCUUUUGUUUUAGGUACGAAGAAGAUCAUGGGAUACCUUAGAGUGAGGAUGCAACCACCAAAUUCACGAUCGAUGUUUAGUAAAGAUAACUAUGUCAUUAGUAGUAAAGGGAUGUAUUAUUUAAAGUCUAAGUUUGAUUUCAGGAUUUGAGUUAGAUUUUAAUAUUAAUGUUUAAUCAAAUGUUAAAAGUAUUUAUUAUUAAAGUUUAUUUAGUAACUUAAAAAGGUUAUGGCGCCUUGUAUUUCCCACGAGGGAAUUAGGCAUGUGGCACUCCGACUAAAUUAGGGUUUCCGCUGCUAAUUAAAGAUAAUUAACCUAAUUAAUGGUGUUUAGAAGUCGGGGUGUUACACCAUCAGACUCCAUGACACGGAAUAAAAAUGGAUAUGGUGAUCGGGUUUCUAUUCAGAGGCCUGGAACAUACAUGGAUGUUAGUGCAAAUACAUCUCCUAUGGAGCGAUCUACUCCAUCCUUUCAUGUUGAGCGAUCUACUCCAUCCAUUCAGGUUGAGACAGAACCAAAUUACAGUUCUGAUGAACCAGUCGAAUCAGUUUCUGAAAGUGAAGAAGAAUUGAACGAAGGAGAUGGGGGAGAGACUAGUGUGAAAGCAUCAAAACCUCGAUGCCGGAUCGUAGUUGCAAAUUGGCCGAAACGCGUGAAGUUUGAUGACAAGGAAGAGGUUCUAGCUAUAGAUGCUAAUGGAAAACGCCAUCUCGUGAAGGGUUCAGUCCAGCCUCAAGACGUUUGGACUGAUGAAAUUAAAAAGGAUUUAGAUACUAUGUCCAGUUCAAUGAAUUCUGUCAACCUCUCCGAAAAGGUGGUUCCAUCCUUGUGAGUUUCCUCGGUGAUAUUGCAAAAAAAGAUUCAUUGUGUCCAGUGGAAAUCAAAACCUGGCGUGCUGUCAACAAGAAGUUAAAAUCUAAUAUUGUUCUUAACCCUUUCAUUCAUGAUCAACUAGUUGCGCAUUUGUCAACCGAUGAGAUUAUAUUUUUACAUAUACUAUGCAUGGUAAGUAUAAGCAUGUGAUGCUCUCGUAGCUCAGAAUUUAAUAGGAGGCAAAUAAGGUUCGGAACUUAAAUGAGACACCUAAGCUUAACAGCUCUGCACAAACUUAAAUCACUGACCAGGUCCGAAUCUUUGUUCACCAGGGAGACACCUAAGCUAAACAGGUCUGCACACACUGAGAUCACCGACAGGUCUGAUUCCUUGUUCACCAAUGAGACACACUGAGACAUGAGAGGUUGUAUCUGCCGGGCUUCUGUCAAUAAGAACAAGAUAUUCACUAGGUUACGCUAGUCAACAACAAUUAGAACAAGGUUUUCAUUACAUCAAAUACAAAUCUAAGAUAGAUUAGUUGCUCUGACUGGUUGCAAAGAUAUUCCUUCUGUAGGAAAAAACUGGUUUUACCAUGGAAGCUUAUUUUCUUUUACUUUUAGUAUUACUUUGAGUAACAGAACAUUAGAAUGGGAAUGAGAAUUUAUUCCUUACUACUAUCAAA
Molecule: messenger RNA, 1934 nt
Organism: Spinacia oleracea (spinach)
Lineage: Eukaryota; Viridiplantae; Streptophyta; Magnoliopsida; Caryophyllales; Amaranthaceae
Exons: 2
Coding region: 762-1271 (169 amino acids)
Source: RefSeq, a predicted model, not a curated record